GACUUGUUGUGUUUUCUGUUACUCCAAUCGCCAUCUUGUUGCCAGUGAAGUAAUGUGUUUCUGAUGAAUUUCGGGAGCGCCUUGGAUGUCUUAUGACUGUCUUUGGAAGCCAGUGGAUUAUACUGUGAUUUAACCCACCACAUAUAUCUGUACCGGGGGCUUGCAUACAUUUUUUAACGGGAACGUGUUGUAUCGGUGUUCAAAAUGAGUAUCGAUACUCUAUUGGAAGCGGCCAGGUAUUUGGAGUGGCAAGCCCAGCAACAACAGAUUACACGUGAGGAGGAGGAGCGGCAAGAGAAGGCCUUGCUGUCCCGUGAGGCUGAGCAGAAGCUCUCCGCCCCCAUUAUCCAGUCUGUCCAAGUUAACCAUGUGACCUGGGCCGACGACAUGCGGCUCGAGCCACACCGCCACCACCAGCACCACCCUCCGGUCCCGCCCCCUCCCCUCCCACCACCUGUUCCCAUAGCUGUCAUUCCUAUCCCGGUGGUCCCUGCCAACCCUGCGGUCCCUCCCAUUCAGACUGCUUCGUCCCUUCACACAGCCUCCCCUAUGCCAGUGGUCACAACCUUGGCCACAGCCCUGUCCCCACCAGCAGCCCCCCUCCUCAGCCCCAAUGGCAAGGACGCCCACUCCCCUACACAGCAGCAGCAGCAUCGCCAUUUGAUCGCACACAUAAAAGCAGAAGCUAACAGCUUGCCUCUGUCGAAUAACAGUCCCAAGCAGCAACCGCAGCCGCAACAGACGCAGGCACUUUUGCAACCGUAUCCAGCCCCCAUCAUCACAGCCCAGCCUUCACCACAGCAACACACCCUCCUGCCCCAGCCAACACUACCCCAACCUCAGCCCACUCUGGCCCAGGGUCAGGCAGGCCAACUGCCCAGGUCUAACGGAGCCGCUGUGGAAGAGCCACGCAGCCUGGAUGGGAAAAGGAGACCUGGAGGGGCUGGAACUCGAGAAGUUCACAACAAGCUGGAAAAGAACAGACGAGCACAUCUGAAAGAAUGCUUCGAGACCCUCAAGAGGAACGUUCCUAAUGUGGAUGAAAAGAAAACUUCCAAUUUGAGUGUCUUGAGGAGUGCACUCCGCUACAUCCAGACUUUGAAGCGGAAAGAAAAGGAGUACGAGCACGAGAUGGAGCGCUUAGCACGGGAGAAGAUCGCAACUCAGCAAAGACUCGCAGAGCUGAAGAAUGAGUUGAGCCAGUGUAUAGACAUCAUUGAAAUCGACAGGAUACUUCGACAAACUGUCCAACCCGAAGAUGAUCAGGCCUCCACAUCAACAGCAUCAGAGGGUGAAGACAACUUUGACCAAGACGUAGAUGAUGACAUCCUCUCCUCCCCGCCCUCGUCUUCUGCGGCCAAACCGUCUGCACCAGCGCCAUCAGAGCCCCGUGCUGCCAUGCCUCCACCCUCCAUUCUCCCUACGCAUAUCUCCAUACAACACAAACCCACCACACCACCCUCCGCUCCACCCAAUCAACCCCAGCCCACAAUGGUCACCCCUCAAGCCAUCGCCCCUGCGCCCCCUUCCCACGUCGUUUCCUCUCCUCAGCCAACAGUCAUCACCCAUGCCUCCGUAUCCCAUGCGUCCGUCAUCCAAGCUGUCAACCACGUCAUCCCAGCUGGGCCUAAACAUCUGGCGCACAUUGCGCCCUCUAGUGGCGGCCAGCCUAUCGGACACAUCACCGUGCAUCCUGUGGCCCACCUCCCCGCGGCCAUUUACCCGCAGUCGGUGGCCGUCUCGCAGUCGGCGAUGGUGGGGCACAUCACGCACACGUUGGCGCACCACCCGCACACUCACGCCCAAGUUAACGGCACCCCGGUCACAGGCCAACAGGCCACAAUGGUGGGAAAGCCAACGGCCGUGGUCGCUCACCAUCACACCGGGCUGGUGAGCCAAACGGUGCUCAAUCCGGUGACUAUGGUAACUGUUCCUCCUUUUCCCGUCAGCACACUAAAGCUGGCCUGAAGAAAAGAGAGGCUGCACAGAACGACUUCCAUGAAUGGAGGUCUCACAAAGCGAGAGCAAGAGAGACUAAAGACGAAGAGCUAAUCGCUAAAAGGACGACUAGAUCCCGUUCAGAAAUUCACUACUGUCGCUUCUACAUGCCAGGAUCUCGUCAGGAUCGGAGCGUGUCCUCCUUUGCUUGUAGAAGGGGCUUGCGUGUCUUUUGCCAUGCAGCGUUGGAAUGAAAUUCAUGUAAUGCACUUGCUUAACUAAAUUCAAAGACGUUGGUUGGUCUUUAGUAUUGUGAGAGUGGAGUGCUAAAACAAAUCAAUUCUUUCUUCUCUUUCCCUCAUGUCCUUUUUUCUGUAUGCAAAUUAUCUCACGCUUUACAUUCAUUCACCAAAACAAAUCUCCACUUUAAUAAAAAACGAGUGCUUAAGGGUCAGUACUGAAAGCAUGCAGAAAAACGUUUACUGUGUAACUAUAUUUUGGGGGCUUUUAAAACUCUUCAAACGGGGCUUUUGACUAAAAAAAAAAAAACAGGUACAUUCUGACUCAGAUCAGGUUU
Molecule: messenger RNA, 2515 nt
Organism: Onychostoma macrolepis
Lineage: Eukaryota; Metazoa; Chordata; Actinopteri; Cypriniformes; Cyprinidae
Gene: mntb
Product: MAX network transcriptional repressor b
Exons: 6
Coding region: 205-1968 (587 amino acids)
Biological process (GO): regulation of transcription by RNA polymerase II
Molecular function (GO): DNA-binding transcription factor activity, RNA polymerase II-specific; RNA polymerase II cis-regulatory region sequence-specific DNA binding; protein dimerization activity
Source: RefSeq, a predicted model, not a curated record